AUGCUUAGACCGGUGGGUAUGACAGCGCGCCACCUCGCCACUACACCAUUGAUAGCACCCUUGGGACGACACCAGCUACACCGCACAAAUUAAAGGGGGGCACCAUGAAGGCCUCGCCAGCACGUUAACGAUGGUUUGUUGAUUUGAUCGAGGGUGGUUGGUCAAAAUUGACCUUUGGUCCGAUUUAAAAAAAAAAGUUUUUUUUAAUUCAAAAUAUAUACACAAACCUAUCCCAAACUAAAACACACACCAAUCACAAAAAAAAAAAAAAAAAAAAAAAAACAUAUAAAUGCUACCCAAUCAUUCUUUAGAAUGUCAUAUGAUUCGUCGAGCUCUUCAUCCGACAGUGUUCUUGACGAUAUGAUUAUCGCAAUUACGCAGGAGACGAUUAAUUAUUUACGAGAAAAAGCCCAAUCAUCUACAUCGCGUACCAGACAACCGGCUCUUGAACGUGAUCGGCUAGGUGACCAUGAACGUUUAAUGGAAGAUUAUGUUUGUGAAAAUCCGUUGUACGAUGAUGUCCAGUUUAGGCGUAGGUUUCGUAUGAGCCGUCGUCUUUUCCUAAAAAUUUCUAAUGAUCUUGCGAGCGAAUUCCCUUUUUUCACACAAAGAGAAAGUGCUAAUCACAAAGUUGGUUUCUCUGGAGUACAAAAGUGUACUCCAGCAAUUAGGCAACUAGCGUACGACACAGCGAGUGAUGCGUGGAAUGAAUAUUUAAGGAUGUCGUCAAGAAUGUGUCGUGAUUCUCUUGAAAAUUUCUGUGAAUGUGUUAUCUUCUGUACGGGAGGCGAUAUUUGAGGAUGCCAUCCGCUGCCGACAUUUCACUUUUAUACGAGGCCCAUCAGCGGAUACACGGGUUUCCUGGGAUGUUGGAUAGUCUUGAUUGCACGCACUGGGAUUGGGCGGCAUGUCCAACCGCUUGGAAAGGGCAACGCCAUCGUUGUGACCACGAUGGUCCUACCCUAAUAUUAAAAGCGGUCGCGCCUCAAGAUUUAUGGAUUUGGCAUGCGUACUUUGGCAUGGCCGGUGCGAACAAUGACAUCGCAGUUUUACAAUCUUCGAAUCUUUUCGACAAUGUCAUAGAUGGUGUUGCACCAGAUACUUCAUUCUAUGCAAACGACGUGGAGUAUAAGUAUGAGUACUAUCUUACAGACGGUAUUUAUCCGAAGUGGGAGACAUUGGUGAAAACUCUUUCAUGACCAAAUGACGAAAAAAGAAUGUAUUUCUAGAAGAAACAAGAGUCAACAAGAAAAGAUAUUGAGCAGGCUUUUGUUGUGUUAAAAAAGAGAUGGUCUAUCAUCGCCCAGUCGUCGAGGAUACUUGAAUAAAGUAAAAUGAGAAACGUCAUGUAUACGUGCAUCAUUUUGCAUAACAUGAUAUUGGAGGACUCGGGUAGAGCGUUUUGUGGAGAAAGUUAUGAUGAAAGUAACCAACCGACGAACCCACUACUAACAUACACUGAAAAAGAAGUUAUAUGAUCGAAGAUACGUGACAGGAACACACACCAUAACCUUCGAGCUGAUUUGACCGAGCACCUAUGGUUUUAUCGUGAACAAGGAAGAGACGACGAAAACGAAGAGUGAGUUUGUAUUUGUUAUUUUAAUAAUGACAUUUUUUUAUUUAAAUAAUGGCAUUUUAUUUUUAUUA
Molecule: messenger RNA, 1647 nt
Organism: Helianthus annuus (common sunflower)
Lineage: Eukaryota; Viridiplantae; Streptophyta; Magnoliopsida; Asterales; Asteraceae
Exons: 2
Coding region: 313-798 (161 amino acids)
Source: RefSeq, a predicted model, not a curated record